Molecule: messenger RNA, 2032 nt
Organism: Leguminivora glycinivorella
Lineage: Eukaryota; Metazoa; Arthropoda; Insecta; Lepidoptera; Tortricidae
Product: trimeric intracellular cation channel type 1B.1
Exons: 7
Coding region: 123-950 (275 amino acids)
Biological process (GO): potassium ion transmembrane transport
Cellular component (GO): membrane
Molecular function (GO): potassium channel activity; identical protein binding
Source: RefSeq, a predicted model, not a curated record
UCCGAGUUCAGUUUCGCGGCUGCUCUGCCCGCGAUCACACGCGGCCGCCGUACCGCCUUAUUGUCGGUGUUUAGUUGUGCCACACAUUCUCUAAUAACAGUAGUUACCUCAAAUACACCACCAUGGAUCCCGAAGCCUUCUUAGACCUGGCCAACCAGGUCAUAAAGCUAAAAAUGUUCCCGUAUUUUGACAUAGCGCAUUCAUUAUUAUGUGCACUUUCCGUCAGAGAGGAUUUGGGUGCUGGCGCACAGGCGUUCUCGCGCAAGCACCCGCUGGCGUGUUGGCUAUCCACCAUGCUGGUUAUCUUCGCGGGUGGCAUGGUCGUCAACGGUCUCCUUGGCGAGCCCAUCCUAGCGCCAUUGAAGAACACGCCACAGCUCGUCAUCGGCACGGUCACUUGGUACAUCGUAUUCUACACACCAUUUGACGUCGGCUACAAAGUGGCCAAGUUCCUGCCUGUAAAGAUUGUCGCCUCAGUCAUGAAAGAGAUCUACCGUGCCAAGAAAGUGUACGAUGGAGUCAGCCACGCCGGAAAACUGUAUCCUAACGCUUACAUCAUUAUGAUCAUUAUUGGUACCCUGAAAGGCAAUGGUGCAGGCUUCACCAAGCUAGUGGAGAGGCUGAUCCGCGGAGCCUGGACCCCGACUGCUAUGGAAACCAUGCAGCCGAGCUUCUACACAAAGGCCUCGCUUGUGGCGUCGGUGAUCUUCGUACUGGACAAAAAGACCGAUCUCAUCUCCGCGCCGCACGCGCUCGUCUACUUCGGCAUCGUCAUAUUCUUCGUCUACUUCAAGCUAUCCUCAAUCCUGCUGGGCAUCCACGAUCCGUUCGUUCCGUUCGAGAACCUGUUCAGCGCUCUGUUCCUUGGUGGCAUCUGGGACUCCCUGGCCAAGCUGCUUGGCAAGGGCCAGCCUAAGGAGGAAAGCAAGGACGUUAAGAAGACUAACUGAUGCGACCCGUCACAAGAUACUACGCUACUUUAUCAACUGACACCGACAAUUUAAUAUAACGGUCGCAAAGAUACUUUAGAGUAUCAAAACAAAAAACAGAAAAUCAUAAAAAAAAUAGAAAAAACCUUUAAAUCCUAAAAAAAUGGCACAACGACCAAAGUUUUUUUUUAAUUUGUUUUGCUGUUUCACUAGUCAUUUAAGUUUAAUUUAAAUACCUACAAGUAUGUAAGUAAAUAGUAUUGUUUGGAAGUAUUCCUGUUUUCUAAGAAUUGCCAAAAAUAGAUUACAUAAAUUAUACUUAUAUUGUGCUGUGACUCAUGGAUGACCGAAAGGCACCUAAAGUAUGUGACGUAUUUAAGCAACAAAAUUGCCUUAUAAAAAGUUGCAUAUUUUUGCAACGGAGCCUUAAUAAGAUACAAAUUGACAAUAAGUUGCUUUUUGCUUGGAACCGCAACAUAUGUUUUUUUUGACAAAUACCCUACCGCCAUCCCUGACAUAUUAUUUUAAUUAUCAUUAUCAUAAGCACGAAUGCAAGCCUUGACGGCCGAGCAUUCGCGAGUUCCACACAAAAGUGAAAAAAAUGUAUGUUUGCGUAUACAUAAGACAUUUAAUACUUACAUUGCUAGUUUAGAAAAAUACAAAGUGGAAUUGGAAGUACAAACAUUUAAUAUAAUACUACUUACCUACUGAAAAUCAUUCUAGCAAUGUAAGCGAAAUGAUCUAAUGACUAUAUUUUAUUUAUGUUAAGUAUGCGUGUGAAAAAAAAAAAGAUCGAGCAUUGUUAUUAUUAUUUUAAACUGUAUUAUUAUUAUUAUUUUAGUUUAGAAUCGAACGAAACAGAGACCGACUUCCUUUUCAACAAAAUUUUAAAUAAUUAUAAAUGACACAAAAUGAGCAGUAUUGAUAUUUAUAUUAAAUAGUUUUAUUAUUGAUAAAUAAUAGUUAUUUGUAACAUGAAACGCCUGAUCGAAUCGCAGGGUGCAAAGCGAUAAGAAACAUGCGUUUCGUGAGAAUUGACAUAAUUUAAUAACAUUUGUUAUGAUAUAAAAAUAUGAAAGGAAGUAUUAAAUUGUUUUAUUAAU